Spea bombifrons (plains spadefoot toad) is the source of this 2454-nucleotide messenger RNA. RefSeq names its product neuralized E3 ubiquitin protein ligase 1 (gene NEURL1). NCBI's taxonomy places the organism in Eukaryota, Metazoa, Chordata, Amphibia, Anura, Pelobatidae. The coding region runs from base 128 to 1795 and encodes 555 amino acids. Gene Ontology annotation, molecular function: ubiquitin protein ligase activity. Gene Ontology annotation, cellular component: plasma membrane; postsynaptic density. Gene Ontology annotation, biological process: nervous system development; negative regulation of Notch signaling pathway. The record is from RefSeq and is a predicted model, not a curated record. The transcript is spliced from 6 exons.
CUGUAGCGUAGGGUAUUAUCAGUAAUCACCCAGCUGAUGGGUGGCAGGGAUGGGGCUGCUGGCGCUGGAGUCCCGCAGCAGUCAUCAGUGAGAGGCAGGGGAAGCCUCCUCCAGCCUGGGCUCCACCAUGGGAGGACAGCUCACCAGAGGCACUGUGUAUGAUUCCAUAGGUGGGACCAUUCCAGGGGCUUCCCAUCGAUGCCACCACAAACAGAAACACUGCACCUCAAUCCAGCAAUGUGGCAGCUUGAUGAUCAGCCCUCUCCUGUUCCACCCCCAUGCCAAAGGCUCGCAGAUCAUCAUGGACGCCACACAGAAAGCCGUGAAGCGGCAGGCGAGUUUCUGCAAUGCCAUCACCUUCAGCAACAGACCGGUGGUCAUUCAUGAGCAAGUCCGCCUUAAGAUCACCAAGAAGCAGUGUUGUUGGAGCGGAGCUCUCAGGCUUGGUUUCACAUUGAAGGACCCUUCGCGGAUUAACCCGGACACUUUGCCCAAGUAUGCUUGCCCCGACCUGGUUUCGCAGAGUGGAUUCUGGGCCAAAGCACUCCCGGAAGAGUUUGCCAACGAAGGCAACAUCAUAGCGUUCUGGGUGGAUAAAAAGGGUAGAGUGUUUUAUCGAGUCAAUGACUCGGGCGCAAUGCUGUUCUUUAGUGGCGUACGGACCACGGAACCUCUUUGGGCUCUGAUUGAUGUUUAUGGACUGACGCGUGGCGUGGAAUUACUGGAUAGCGAAAUCAUUCCCCCUGACUGCGUGCGUCCAAGAUCCUUCACAGCCAUCCCUCGACCGUCCCUACGAAGAGAAACAGAAGAGACGCGCUUGUCGGUCAGCUUGUGUGAUCUGAACCUGCAGGAUGAAAAUUUCCAGUCGAUGACGACCAUGUGUCCCAUCCCGCAGAACUCUCUAAACUCACAGCAUUCCCACUUACUCCCUUCGCAGCUGGAAAGCGACCUCCGCUUCCAUCAGCUCAGAGGUGCCCAUAUCAAGACUUUAGAUGAUCAAACAGUGGCCAGGCUGGAACACGCCAGAGAAGAAAGGACUUUGGUGUUCACUAGCAGACCACUUAGAAUAAACGAGACCAUCUUUGUCAAAAUCAACAAAUCAAAUUCUUCUCGGCCGGGGACCCUGUCCUACGGAGUGACAACCUGUGACCCCAGCACGUUACGACCCAGUGACCUUCCAUAUAAUCCAGAAUCGCUGGUCGACAGAAAGGAGUUUUGGGCUGUGUGUAGGGUGCUGGUCCCGCUUCAGAGCGGAGACAUACUAGGGUUUGUUAUAAAUGCUGAAGGGGAACUACAUCUAAGUCACAACGGUGCCAGCGCUGGGAUGCAGGUGUGUGUGGACUGUUCACAGCCUCUUUGGAUGUUCUUUGGGUUACACGGAGCCAUCAUGCAGAUACGUAUAUUAGGGUCGACCAUAUCACCUGAUCUCCGAGAUCCGUCCACACCAAGCUCCCCCACCUCAGGUCCAAACAGUCCAUCGGCUCUGUGCAGCGGGAGCUCGGAUCCCGUACUGAAUUCAUGCCUGCACGGACCGCUGGGUAAUUCUAUAAACAGUACCGCUCCGAACUCACCUGUGAGCCUGCCGGAGUCACCCAUGUCACCUUCAGUGUCCGGGUCGUGGAGCGACGAAUGCACGAUCUGCUACGAGAACUUGGUGGAUACGGUCAUCUACUCUUGCGGACACAUGUGCUUGUGUUACACGUGCGGCUUGAAGCUGAAGAAGAUGAACAAUGCCUGCUGCCCUAUCUGUAGAAGGGCUAUAAAAGACAUCAUUAAAACCUAUCGUAGCAGUUAAAACCAAGUCUGGGAAAGGAGAGGCUGGUCUCUUAUCUAUGUGGAUACUUUCUAUCAAUCAGUACCUUUUAUGGGAUUUUUGUGACGUCAGGAAGCACCUUUCUCAAAUUAGCAUCCAUGUUUCGGCUCUGAACGUCUAAAAUUCUGGACAACACGAUAUCAGGGAAGCAUAGUCUUGUGAUUAGUUACUGUUCCUUUUUACAUUUUAUGUAAGAUCAAUAUGCAUUACUCACGGAAUUUCUUUAAACGUUUUAUAUUUGACAAGGCUACUUCAUUCUCAGCAUCGCGGGACUUAACCCUUCAAAUACCAGAUACAUCGAAUGGAUUUUUACUCAAAGGUUCAAAUGUAUCGAGGGCAGUUUGGAGCAAAUAGUAAGAAUUUUCAAUGAGUUCGAAACGUGCAAACAAAUGGAAUUUUUAUUCUAAUUGCACCAAUUUUAGCACCGUGUUCCAGGAUUGCUCCAGUUUUUACAUUAAAUAUAAAUGUGGUUCUGGGUAUAAGUAGAAAGUUAGCCAUUUUGGUGCAUAAGGAUCAUUGAAGACGUUUAAAGUCCUACCUAAAGAUUUCUUAUUUUGGUUAUACUGGUGCAGACUAUUUCUAGUGUAUUAUUCAUGAAAUAGAUGUGUUUUAGAUUAACGAAGUAUAGGUUUGUGAACGCA